ACCAGACGUAAUGCUGAGGCUAUCACACGGACAGAUCUCCAGAGAGACGAGAGUUUCUAUGAGGAAGCGGAGGCGCCUCGUCGCGUCAUUCGGUGCUCGGGCGUUCGGCAGGAAACGGUCUUUCCUCCCGGAUAGUUGCGCUCUUUUCCGCUGGCUCAAUGCGCCUCUCCGUCCAGAACCCGCGGAAGCCAGCCAGAAGGAAAAAUGCCUCCUUCUACAGCGAACAGAUCCUCUCUCGGGCUCUUAGCGACGGUUUUCGCCGUGUUUCUAACGGCUCUCCAAGCGCGCACGGCCGCCGCGCUCCAGAUUCAACAGGCGUUCGCGUCUCCCAGCCGCACCAAUAACUUCGUGGUGGACGCGGUGUCGCGUCGCGUUUACCUGGCCGCGGUCAACAGCCUGUACCAGCUGAACGCCACGCUCGCCAGGGAGGUGGAGACGCGCACGGGACCGGUGCUGGACAACCCGCUGUGCCACGCGCCGCAGCUGCCGCAGGCGACGUGCGAGCACCAGAAGACGCUCACCGACAACCACAACAAGCUCCUCGCGCUGGACCGCGAGCAGGGCGUGCUGCUGGCCUGCGGCUCGGUGUACCAGGGCUUCUGCGAGCUGCGCAGCAUGGACAACGUGUCCCGGGUGGCCGUCAAGUUCCCGCAGGACGGGGCCACCGUGUUCCCGAGCAUGCUCAACAUUGUGGCCAACCACGAGAAGGCGAGCACCGUCGGGCUCGUCUUUCGGAGUCACGGCGGCGCGCCGCGGCUGCUGGUGGGAGCCACGUACACGGGCAUGGGGACCGAGUAUUUCCCCAAGAACCACAGCAAAGAGGACCUGCGCUUCGAGAACACGCCCGAGAUCGCCAUCCGCUCGCUCAACACCAAAGACCUCGGCCGGCUCUUCACCUACGACAUCAACCCGUCCGAGGACAACGUGUUCAAGAUCAAGCAGGAGGUCAAGCAGAAGAACAAGCUCAACUUCGUGCACGCCUUCGUGCACAAGAGCUACUCGUACAUCGCCAUCAACAACGACGCCAACACGGGUCUGAAGGAGAGCCAGCCCAACAGCAUCCUGGCGCGCAUCUGUCUGGACACGGACGAUCCCCGCAGGUCCGCGGAGAGCCGCAAGCUCACCGAGUCCUACAUCCAGAUGGGCAUUCAGUGCGGAUCCAACGGGAAUAUCUACAACCGCCUGCUCUCCAUCUACCCCGUGGACAUCAGCGCGCAGCGCGCGGCGGGCACGGAGCCCUAUCUGUUCGGGGUGUUCGCGCGGGCGGGCGGUCAGUCGGCCGUGUGCGCCUUCCGCGUGGCGGCUGUGGAGGAGAUGAUCCGCCAGGGCCGCCGCAACUGCUCCAGCGGGCCGAACAGCGACGUGCAGGUCCUGGACAGCGUCAUCCAGGGCUCCGGGGCCGAGUGCGAGCGCAAGGGGGCCAUCAAGCUUCAGGAGGAGCAGCUGAACUGUGGGGCCGCUCACCUCCAGCACCCGCUGGCCCUGAGGAAGCCCCUGAGGGCCCCACCCAUCUAUGAGGCCCCGGGCCUCAGCUCUAUUGCUGUUGACAACGUCCACAACCGCACCGUCGUGUUCCUGGGGACCAACUGGGGCCGACUGCGAAAGCUGUCUCUGCUGGCUAACCUGUCCGUGGCUAAUCUGUGGUCACUGAGACUCGCCGCUAACGAACCCGUUCACCACAUCAUGACCUUCGACCCCAGCGACCACAACUACCUGUACCUCAUGACCACACACCACCUCCUGCGGGUUCAGGUGUCUGUGUGUGGUCUCUACAGCUCGUGCAGUGAGUGUGUGAGCGCCGGCGAUGCCCACUGCGGCUGGUGUACGCUGGAGAGAAGGUGUUCGGUCCAGAAGGGCUGCUCCAGCGGGACUCUGGGCCGCUCGUGGAUCAGCACAGGGGACGGAGUCCAGCAGUGUCCCUCCAUGACCAUCACACCCUCAGAGAUCAGCCGCUCCGCUCACAUGAGGGACGUGGGGAUCCUGAUCAACGGCAGUGUGCCGGAUCUGCAGGGUUUGCAGUUGGAGUGUGAUUAUGGCAUGGGAAUCACCACAAAUGCCACCGUACAUCUGGACUACGGCACAACCCAGAUCCAGACCUGCCCUCUGCUGCCCCUUCACAUGUAUCCCACAAUCCCCUUCGGCAAAGAUCACGUCACGGUCCCCGUGGCCAUCAAGGUUAAUGGUGUUCCUGUGGUUUCCGGAAGUUUCAUCAUUUAUGAGUGCAAACUAACUGGAGAAAUCCACUACAAAACUGCGUGCACAAGCUGUUUGAGUGCGGCGUGGCGCUGUUACUGGGACCCGCAGCUCAGUGUGUGUGUUUCCAGCAAAGUCAACACACCGCAUGCUCUUCUGGAGAAUUCCUCGUGCUGUCCCAGGAUGCUGGCCGAUGAUGUUCCUCCACUGCCCACUGGAAGCACUCAUGUCUUCUCCCUGGAGCUCGAGAACAUAGAGCAUGGUGCUGAGCUGGACUGUGAUUUCGGCGACGGGCAGCUCUACAGAGCGCAGUGGCUGGAUGGGCCGUCGGUGAACUGCAGUGGAGUGACCCUAAAAACUACAAUGUGGAGCAAGAUAUUCAAUCUGAAUCUUCGGAGAAGAGGAACCAGCACAUAUAUAGACAGUCCAAAGACAAUGACAGUGGAGGUCUACAGCUGCAGUGCGGGCAACAGCAACUGCUCUCAGUGUUGGGGCCGUCAGGCGCAGGGUCACAUCUGUGUCUGGUGUGAGAACAGCUGUCAGCAGCAGGAGCAGUGCCACUCCAUCACCACACGCUGCCCGGACCCACACAUACAGAAGGUCGAGCCGCUGUCGGGGCCACUGACUGGCGGGACGCUGCUCACGGUGCAGGGCAAGAACCUCGGACACAGUGCUGCUCAGAUCAACGUCUCCAUCGGCCAUGUGCCCUGCAGAAUACUGCCACAACACUACACUGUCUCAGUCAGGUUGGUUUGUGAGACUGGUGCAUCGUGGGAACAGACGAGCGAUCAUGUGACCGUGAGCGUAGCUGGGAACGCAGCGGGCGUUUCAAAGGACAUCUUCUCCUUUGUGGAGCCCAGGCUGCUGGAGUUCACGCCGCGGCAGGGUCCCCUCGCUGGAGGAACCAGACUCACCAUCCACGGCCAGUUCCUGGACGCUGGAUCCACAGUCAACGUCGAGAUCAACCGGACUCAGAACUGCACCGUCUUCAUGCUGUCCAGUGACGUCAUCGAGUGUGUGAUGCCUCCAGCCAAACCGGCCAUCGCUGAGAAUGUGUCGGUGUGUGUGGUGUAUGACAGCCAGCCGUGCCUCAGCGCUUCACCCAGCUUCACAUUCACCUAUGAGAAAAACCCUACUAUCAGUCACAUCAGACCCAACAGAAGCUUCCUUAGCGGUGGUCGCAGUAUCUCAGUCACUGGACACGGCUUCAAUCUGGUGCAGUCUGUCAGGAUGGAGGUGUCUGGAGUCGGACAGACGAUCUGCUCCUGUGUGUCGUCUACUCUGAUCGUUUGUCAGUCUCCUGCCGCCAAUCAAUCCCAGCAGGCCAUGGCACAUUUCUAUCUCAACGAGGUGCUGUACAGAGGAGAGGACGUGUCUCCAUCAGGACGAGGGUCGGACGAGGACGAGGACGAGGAGCCUCACGCUGAUGCCUUUCACUUUGAAUAUGUGGAGGAUCCGCAGUUCUAUACGGCCAACAAAGAGAAACUCAUCAAACAUCAUCCCGGAGAGCCUCUCAUCCUCAUCAUCAAUAAAGGGCCGAGCGUGCUGGACCUGACGCUGCAGGAAUACUCCGUGACGAUUGGCUCAGACCUCUGUGACAUCACCUUCCACAACGAGCAGCUGUUCCACUGCACCAUCAACAGAUCCCUGAGCGCCAGCACUGGAGAAUUGCCCAUUACCGUGCGUGUGGGUCAUUUCCGUAAGGUGAUAGCGAUGGUGCAGAUGGGUGGAGGCAGUGAGCUGGCCAUCGUCAUCUCCAUCGUGGUGUGCUGUGUGCUGCUGCUGCUGUGCACUGUGGCGCUGGUGGUUUACUGCACUAAGAGCCGCAGGGCAGAGAGGUAUUGGCAGAAGACUCUGUUACAGAUGGAGGAGAUGGAGUCCCAGAUCCGUGAUGAGAUACGCAAAGGCUUCGCGGAGCUGCAGACUGAUAUGACGGAUCUGACUAAAGAGCUCAAUCGCACACAGGGAAUCCCCUUCCUGGAGUACAAGCAGUUUGUCACACGCACCUUCUUCCCCAAGAUGUGCUCUGACUACGAGAGGCGUCUGGUUCAGCCGGUGUAUGAAAACAAUCCUCUCGGCCCGCGAGCUCUGUCUGAAACACAUCCUCUGCUGCAGGACUGGCAGUCAUCUAAUAGAAUGCGGCCCAACCUUGAGGAGGGGAUCACACUGUUUUCCACUCUUCUCAACAACAAACACUUCCUGGUCACCUUUGUUCACGCUCUCGAGCAGCAGAAAGACUUUGCCGUAAGAGACAGGUGCAGUCUUGCCUCUCUGCUCACGAUUGCCCUCCAUGGUAAACUGGAGUACUACACCAGCAUCAUGAAGGAGUUGCUAGUGGAUUUGAUCGACGCUUCAGCCUCCAAAAACCCCAAACUGAUGCUCCGGCGGACUGAGUCAGUCGUGGAGAAGAUGCUCACCAACUGGAUGUCCAUCUGCAUGUACAGCUACCUUAAGGAGACGGUCGGCGAGCCGUUCUUCCUGCUGCUGUGCGCCAUCAAGCAGCUGAUCAACAAGGGCUCGAUCGACGCCAUCACGGGGAAGGCACGCUACACGCUCAACGAGGAGUGGCUCCUUCGAGAAAACAUCGAAGCCAAACCGCAGAACAUCAACGUCUCGUUCCAGGGGUUUGGUAUGGACUCAGUGAGUGUGCGUGUGAUGAACACGGACACCAUCUGUCAAGUGAAGGACAAAAUACUAGAGGCCUUUUACAAGAACCUGCCCUUUUCGCAGUGGCCUCGAGAAGAGGAUGUUGAUCUGGAGUGGUUCCCAGAGGGCCGAAGCAGCAGAAUCCUGCAGGAUCUGGACGACACGUCUGUCAUGGAGGACGGCAGAAAAAAACUCAACACCGUCUUCCACUAUCAGAUCCCAGAUGGAGCAUCACUGGCCAUGAGCAUGAAGGACAAGAGAGAGAACACACUGGGCCGAGCGAAAGAUCUGGACACAGAGAAAUAUGUCCAUCUGUACUGUGAUGUUCUCUGCGUGUCUCUCUGCAGUUUGCCUCUGCGCUUCUGGGUCAAUAUCCUGAAGAACCCUCAGUUUGUGUUUGAUAUCGAUAAGACGGAUCACAUGGACGCGUGUCUGUCUGUCAUCGCUCAGGCUUUCAUUGACGCCUGCUCUCUCUCUGACCUGCAGCUGGGCAAAGAUUCUCCCACCAAUAAGCUGCUGUAUGCCAAAGAGAUCCCGGAGUAUAAGAAGAGAGUGCAGUGUUACUACAAACAGAUUCAAGAGAUGGCGCCGCUGAGCGAGCAGGAAAUGAACGCUCACCUGGCCGAGGAGUCGCGGAGAUACAGGAAUGAGUUCAACACUAACCUGGCCGUAAUGGAAGUCUACAAGUAUGCCAAAAGAUAUCGCAAUCAAGUGGUGAGCGCGCUGGACUCGAGCCCGACGGCUCGACGCACUCAGCUGCAGCACAAGUUUGAGCAGGUCAUUGCACUGGUGGAAGACAACAUCUAUGAGUGCAGCAGUGAGGCCUGAGCCCACAUUCAUUCCCCUGACCGCUGCCUCAAAGAACAGAAGCCCUGACGUCCAUAUCUGAUCAAAACUGUCCCACAUUUACUGAACCAAUGAGGAUAAUCAAGUGAAGUAGUGAGGGGGAAACGCCCAUGUUUCACCGCUUGUUCUUGCUAUGAUG
Sinocyclocheilus grahami is the source of this 5824-nucleotide messenger RNA. Its product is annotated as plexin-D1-like. Gene Ontology annotation, cellular component: semaphorin receptor complex; plasma membrane. Gene Ontology annotation, molecular function: protein binding; semaphorin receptor activity. The transcript has 34 exons. Gene Ontology annotation, biological process: semaphorin-plexin signaling pathway; regulation of cell migration; endothelial cell migration. The record is from RefSeq and is a predicted model, not a curated record. The coding region runs from base 205 to 5667 and encodes 1820 amino acids. Lineage: Eukaryota; Metazoa; Chordata; Actinopteri; Cypriniformes; Cyprinidae.